Hevea brasiliensis (rubber tree) is the source of this 1650-nucleotide messenger RNA. RefSeq names its product increased DNA methylation 1-like. Bases 1 to 1650 code for a protein of 549 amino acids. Gene Ontology annotation, molecular function: transcription corepressor activity; acyltransferase activity, transferring groups other than amino-acyl groups. Lineage: Eukaryota; Viridiplantae; Streptophyta; Magnoliopsida; Malpighiales; Euphorbiaceae. Gene Ontology annotation, biological process: negative regulation of DNA-templated transcription. The transcript has 7 exons. The record is from RefSeq and is a predicted model, not a curated record.
AUGGCUUAUGAGUUGAGGGAAAGGAAACAAAAGGAUAUUAUUAAUCUAAGCUUUGACAGUGAAGGAGAAAACGAGAGUGACUCUAUCUCGGAUCCUGAUUAUAUCACGACUAGGCUUCAAAGAAACAGGAAUUCUUGCAGAUUAGUUCAAAAUAUGGAUGUUGAGACUAAAUUUCCAGGGGUGGAUGGAAUUUCCAUUGGACGAAAGAGGAGGGGUUGCCUUCCAUGGAAAAGAGCUAAUAAUGGAAAUGGAGAGCUGAAAGAAAAAAAGAGAAAGAUAGUUCUAGGACUUUGUGCAUCCGUUCGGCAAACAAAACCUGAAGAGAAAACAAUAUUAUCAUGGUUGAUAAAGCAUGGAGAAAUCUAUGAGAAUGACAGAGUUCAAUAUACUGUAAACAAGCUGCCAAGGGAGGGAAUUGCGAGAAGGGAUGGUGUGUGGUGUAAGUGUUGCAAUAAGCUUAUGACAGUUUGGGAAUUUGAGAUUCAUGCUGGAAGUAAUUUGAAGAUGCCAUAUGCGAAUAUAAAUGUGAUUCGAACCUGUAGUUCCCUCCUGAAACACCAGAUUCAUCUAUGGAAUGAAAAGAAAAAACCAGCACACCGCAAUUUUAAUCAUGUUGGGCCUAUACCUGGUGCAACUGAUAGUAACGAUGAUGCAUGUCAGAUAUGUGCUGAUGGAGGGGAGUUGAUUUGUUGUGAGAAAUGCCCUUCUACGUUCCAUCCAAGCUGUUUGGAAAUGGAGAGGAUACCCCAAGGGGAUUGGUUAUGCUCUUAUUGUGUGUGCAUCUUCUGUGACGGUGGCAACGGUGAUAUGCUAACGUGUCAACAAUGCGAGAAGAAAUAUCACUGGGAGUGCUUUCUUCAAAGAGAGGAAUUAGAUCUUAAUAAAAAUUGGCUCACCCUUUUUUGUGGGACUAACUGCCAGCAGCUUCAGAGGCUACUAGGAGUAAGACAUGAGAUAAAAAAAGGAUUUUCUUGGACACUGAUCCGGCGUUUGGACCCAUUUGACAUUGAUAUCAAUGAGCAUACAAGAAUGGAAUGCAACUCGAAGGCUACAUUAGCAUUGGAGGUGUUGAAUGAAUGUUUUGUGACUAACACUGAUUGGCAUACUCGAAUAAAUAUUUUACAAAGUGUGGUUUAUAAUAGAGGAUCAAAUUUGUCAAGAAUGAAUUUUAAAGGCUUCUACACUCUAAUACUAGAGAAGAAUGAUGCCAUCGUCUCAGCUGCAACUAUAAGGAUGCAUGGAAAUGACUUAGCUGAGAUGCCUUUCAUUGGAACCCGAGAGCGAUAUAGGUUUAAAGGGUUGUCGAGAAUGCUAUUUGAUGCUCUUGGAUAUGUCUUUUCCUGCAUUGAGGCUAAAGAUAUGAUCAUCCCAUCUCUCCCGGAGCUUGCCAACAUGUGGCAGGAGAAAUAUGGGUUUCGGCCCAUCGAUGAUGUGGUGAAGCCCAAGCUUAUCAACUACAACACCCUCAUGUUUCCAUGCACAGUCAGGCUGCAAAAGACCUUUCCGGACAUCUCUGCUAGUUCCUCUAGAGCUAUGGACAUUGGUGCGAAUGAUGAGAAAAGCUUAAAGCUGGCCCUUCUGGAUUUGAAUCUCGAUCCUCCUGAACCUGCAGAUGAUGAGCUCGCAAAACCAGUGGCAUGGAAUGAGUAG